AGUACCAUUUCCCGCCACAAACGCCUUUCUUCAUCCUCUCUCUUUCUCUUCCUCUUUUUCCCGCCACAUAUAUCUUCCACAACAACAACAGAAAAAGACAAUGCUAAACACAAAACCUUACAGUACCAAACUCCAAAACAAGAUGAAGGCCACAUCCAAAUUCAUCAUGGCAGCAACCUUGGUUAUGGUGGUAACCCUUGCCAUUGUUCUAGGUCUCAUUCUAGUGCUUCUGGCGGAACUCUACUGUUCCCUCUUACUCCACCGCCGCCAGCUCAGAAAAAAAAACAACUCCAACACCACCAUCCCCAUCUCCGCCACUCCAGCCACCACAACAACAUCAAAGGCUCCACCUUUACUCACACCACACUCUCCUCCUCCUCCUCCUCCUCCUCCCUUCGCCAGUGCUUACUCACAAGGGGUUCUCCAAGCCCCCAGAAGCUUCCUUUUCCCAUGCAAAGAUGAACAAAACCCAACCCCGCGUGGCAUUGGCCUUGUUUCUAUCUCUUCACCAUCUCCACUGGCAUCAUUCUUGGCAAGAGCUCCUCCACCUCAGUCUCUUCAACCCGGCGCCGAUGAGAAGCCUUGUGGCGGUGGAGUGGAGCACCUUGUGUACAUUUCCAACCCCAUUUACGAGAACGAGUUAGAGGUCAAAGCAAGUAGAGUGAACACCCCGUUUGAGACACCGAACACUUCGCCCUCUCGUUUAGAAAGAAGUGGCUCUUCCGGGGAAGAUGACGAUCGUAACGGUGGUGGUGCUUGUGGCUGUUCUCGUUCACCACCUUCACUUACACCUCCUCUCACCCCUAUGAAGAAACUCCCCGCAGAAGGGUCUUCUGUUUCUCUUAGAGAUGCCACCUCCUUAGGUACUUCAGGCAGUGAUACUCAAAGCAUCAAUGGACCUUCUUCUUCUUCCUGGGAUACCCCUUCUACUUCUCCUUCGUGGUGAUUAUCAUGUGGUAUUGUUCCAACCAGAACUGUUAUCUAUUCAGUCUUCAGACAUAACAGAGUUUUCAAGUCGAUGAGAAACUUCUGACAGAACUCAUUGUAUAUCACUUAGAACUUGAUCAAGCUAUGGAGUGGGAAUCAUGUGACAUUUUUUUCUAGAACCAUAUGUCUGUUGAUUCAGUUAGUUCUCACAUGAUACUAUUACGAAAA
Vigna angularis (adzuki bean) is the source of this 1155-nucleotide messenger RNA. RefSeq names its product putative proline-rich receptor-like protein kinase PERK11. NCBI's taxonomy places the organism in Eukaryota, Viridiplantae, Streptophyta, Magnoliopsida, Fabales, Fabaceae. The transcript has a single exon. The record is from RefSeq and is a predicted model, not a curated record. The coding region runs from base 101 to 946 and encodes 281 amino acids.